Molecule: messenger RNA, 1128 nt
Organism: Mycena citricolor
Lineage: Eukaryota; Fungi; Basidiomycota; Agaricomycetes; Agaricales; Mycenaceae
Source: the annotation of a GenBank genome assembly
CCCGAACAGCCACUCCCCGAACUUUCUAAAUACAUAAUGGCACGUUCGUAUUCACUGCUUUGCUGUCCACCACAACGGCGCAUCUGAAAACACGCCGUUCAACACCCGUGAUAAGUCACAGCAUGUCUGAACUGACUGCACAAGAUCUGCAGGACAUUCUCCAGUUCACUGUUGCUCUGGCCCGCACAGCAGGCGGGGUCAUCCUCGAAGGAUCUGUUGCGAUCCAGUCGGCCAGUGCAGGAAAAGAUGUCAACGAGAAGAAGAACUCUGUUGACCUGGUCACCGAAUAUGAUGUCCGCGUGGAGGAGCUCGUGAAGAAAGAGAUUGCAGGCAGAUAUCCGGACUUUGAUUUCAUUGGCGAAGAAUCCUAUUCAGCUGGAUCUCGCCCUCCGCUGACUGACAAACCCACCUUCUGUGUGGAUCCCAUCGAUGGUACAACCAACUUCGUGCACGGAUUCCCCUUUGUCUGUAUUUCUCUCGGACUGAUCUACAAACGUCGACCGGUGCUUGGUGUCAUCUACAACCCCUUUCUCGACCAUCUCUACACUGGGAUCAAAGGGCAAGGCUCGCACCUCACCCGGGGAAGCGCGCAACCGGUCAAACUUCCGCUCUCUUCACCCCCCAAGCCUCUUCCUUCACUGUCGCAGGCGCUCAUUGCCAUCGAGUGGGGAUCUGACCGUGCGAACAAGACAAUCUCAGCCAAGUCCUCUUCAUUCGGUCGUCUGGCAGGGAACCCUGCGCAAGAUGUGCAAGGAGGGAAGAUGGCACAUUCUCUGCGUUCUGUUGGAUCUGCGGCUCUCAAUUUUGCGCUUGUUGCGCAAGGAGGACUCGAUCUAUACUGGGAAGUCGGGUGCUGGCCCUGGGACGUUUGCGCGGGAAUCGUGAUUGCAGAGGAAGCCGGGGGUAUCGUAUCUGGCGGUCACGACGCCUUUGCCGCUACGGCUCAGACUGCAGCUUUUGGUGAUGUCACGGAAGCGAUAUUGACGGGGAGAAAGUACGUUGUAGUCCGUGGUGUCGCAACAAGUCAGGAAGAGUCGAAUGUCGAUGCCCAGAAACGCAUCAUACAAGAAUUUUACCAGGCCGUAGAAGAUGUAGAGGCCAACUGAAUAUAAACUUGAGCUAAUUUGA